Molecule: messenger RNA, 1030 nt
Organism: Dictyostelium purpureum
Lineage: Eukaryota; Evosea; Eumycetozoa; Dictyosteliales; Dictyosteliaceae
Exons: 2
Coding region: 12-1001 (329 amino acids)
Biological process (GO): rescue of stalled cytosolic ribosome; positive regulation of protein phosphorylation
Cellular component (GO): cytosol; nucleus
Molecular function (GO): translation regulator activity; protein kinase C binding; ribosome binding
Source: RefSeq, a predicted model, not a curated record
CAUUAAAUAAAAUGGAACAACAAGUCGUCAAAGUUAACUACCUCGAAGUCGGUUCAUUAGUUGGUCACAACGGUGAUGUCACUUCAAUUGCUGUCUCACCAGAGAACCCAGAAACCAUCAUCUCCUCAUCAAGAGAUAGAACUGUUAUGGUCUGGAAACUUACCCCAGCUGACCCAGAAACCCCAGGUAAAGCUUUAAGAUCAUUAAAAGGUCACAGCCACUUUGUCCAAGAUGUUGUCAUCUCACACGAUGGUCAAUUCGCUCUCUCAGGUUCAUGGGAUACCACCCUUCGUCUUUGGGAUAUCACCAAAGGUGAAACCACCCGUAUCUUCCAAGGUCACACUGAAGAUGUUAUGUCAGUUGCUUUCUCAUCAGACAACAGACAAAUCGUCUCUGGUUCAAGAGAUCACACCAUCAAAGUCUGGAAUACUCUUGGUGAAUGUAAAUUCACUUUAGAAGGUCAAGACGGUCAUCAAGACUGGGUUUCAUGUGUUAGAUUCUCACCAAAUCAACCAACUAUUGUCUCUGGUGGUUGGGAUAACAAAGUUAAAAUCUGGGAUAUCAAAUCCUUCAAAUGCUCACACACCCUUGAAGAUCAUGCUGGUUACGUCAACACCGUCACCAUUUCACCAGAUGGUUCAUUAUGUGCCUCAGGUGGUAAAGAUCAAUUCGCCUGUCUUUGGGAAUUAUCAUCAGGUAAACCAUUAUACAAACUCGAAGCUCGUGGUACCAUCAAUGCUCUUGCUUUCUCACCAAACAAAUAUUGGUUAUCUGCUGCCACUGAUGACAAAAUCAUCAUUUGGGAUUUACUCACUAAACAAGUUUUAGCUGAAAUCACCCCAGAAAUCAAAGCUCAACAAUCAGACUCAAAGAAAAAGAAGGAAAGCAAACCACGUCUCCCAGCUUGCAAAUCACUUGCCUGGUCUGCUGAUGGUCAAAUCUUAUAUGCUGGUUAUUCAGACAACCUCAUCCGUGUCUACAAACACACCACCCAACAAUAAAUUUUUAAUAAAUAAUUUAUUAAUAAUUU